This is a messenger RNA of Cryphonectria parasitica EP155, 2174 nucleotides long. Its product is annotated as acetyl-CoA synthetase-like protein. The coding region runs from base 102 to 2174 and encodes 690 amino acids. The record is from RefSeq and is a predicted model, not a curated record. Lineage: Eukaryota; Fungi; Ascomycota; Sordariomycetes; Diaporthales; Cryphonectriaceae. Gene Ontology annotation, molecular function: long-chain fatty acid-CoA ligase activity. The transcript has 2 exons. Gene Ontology annotation, cellular component: plasma membrane; endoplasmic reticulum; lipid droplet. Gene Ontology annotation, biological process: long-chain fatty acid metabolic process; long-chain fatty-acyl-CoA metabolic process.
UCUUGCCCAACACAUCAUUCUUCUUCUUCUUCUUCUUUCUUUCUUUCCCCUUUUGCCUCAUCUCCCACUGAUCUGUGAUACCCAGCCAUUCACCACCCACCAUGACGACCAUACUCCCCAAAUUUCAGGCGAAACCGCCCUUCACCGUCGAGGUGCCCGGUCAAAAACCCGUCGAGGGUGAGACCCCCAUCCGUCGCAUCAAGGCUGCCAUUCCCGACCUUGUCGCCAAGCCCCAGCCCGACGUCUCCACCGUCUACGAGCUUGUCAAGGUGUCUGUUGAGAAGUUCGGCAACGCCAAGGCCAUGGGCUCGCGGAAGCUUAUCGAUGUCCACCAGGAGACCAAGAAGGUGAAGAAGAUCAUCGACGGGGAGGAGUGCGAGGUGGACAAGGUCUGGUCGUAUUUUCAGCUCGGCAGCUACGAGUACAUGACCUACCUCGAGUACGAGAAGCUCAUACUGCAGGUCGGAGCCGGCCUGCGAAAGCUGGGCCUCAACCAGGGCGACCGCGUUCACAUCUUCGCAGCCACGAGCUCAUACUGGCUGGCCAUGUCCCACGGCGCUGCAUCACAGUCCAUGCCCAUCGUGACUGCUUAUGACACCCUCGGUGAGGAGGGCCUGCGCCAUUCUAUGGUGGCCACCGAGGCCAAGGUCAUCUUCCUGGACCCCCACCUGCUGCCGACCCUGACAAACGUCCUCAAGGAUGCGACCGAGAUCCGCCACGUCGUGUGGAACAGCCAGAACAAGAUCAAGCAGGAACACAUCGACAAGCUGACGGCCGCAUACCCCAACGUAAAGGUCCUCAGUUUUGAGGAUCUGAGGAAGUCGGGAGAGGAGAACCCCGUGGAUCCAGUACCCCCCAAGCCCGAGGACCUCUGCUGCAUCAUGUACACCUCUGGGUCGACCGGCACACCGAAGGGCGUUCCCCUGAAGCACAGCAACGUCGUUGCUUCCGUUGCGGGCGUAAGCGUGGUUGUGCAGCCCUUCAUCGGCCCCGGGGACGGCCUCUUGACCUACCUACCCCUCGCCCAUAUCCUGGAAUUUGUCUUCGAGAAUGCGUCCCUCUACUGGGGAUCUACCAUGGGCUACGGCAACCCCAAGACCCUGUCGGAUGCUUCCGUGCGCCACUGCAAUGGAGACAUCCGCGAGUUCAAGCCCAGCGUUCUCGUCGGUGUGCCUGCAGUCUUCGAGACCGUCAAGAAGGGCAUUAUCGCCAAGGUGGAAGCCGGAGGCCCCGUGGUCAGGAACCUCUUCUGGGGCGGCAUGUGGGCCAAAAGCCAGCUCAUGGGCUGGGGGCUGCCAGGAUCCGGCAUCCUGGAUGCUGUCGUGUUUAAGAAGGUCAAGGAGGCGACGGGCGGACGCCUGAAGCUCUGCAUGAACGGAGGAGGUCCCGUGGCGAAGGACACGCAAAAGUUCAUUUCCAUGGCCAUCGCCCCUAUGAUCAUCGGGUACGGUCUGACAGAGACAACUGCCAUGGGCACCCUUGGAAACCCCUUGGAAUGGACCUCGGAGUCCAUCGGCGCCCCGCCAGCUGCUGUCGAAGCCAAGCUGGUCGAUUUCCCAGAUGCCGGCUACUAUGCAACCAACAAGCCUCAUCCGCAAGGUGAGGUGUGGCUGCGGGGGCCAAGCAUCAUGGAUGGCUACUACCAAAAUGACAAGGAAACGCAGGAGGCUCUGACAUCAGACGGGUGGUUCAAGACUGGCGAUAUCGGCGAGUGGGAUUCCAACGGGCACCUGAAGCUGAUCGACCGCAAGAAGAACCUGGUCAAGACGCUCAACGGCGAAUACAUUGCGCUCGAGAAACUCGAAUCGAUCUACCGCUCCGCCCCCGUCGUUGCCAACAUCUGCGUGUACGCCGAUGAUUCGCAGUCCAAGCCUGUCGCUAUUAUCGUGCCCGCGGAGCCGGCGCUCAAGAAGCUGGCAGAGGCCAACGGCAUCAAGGCCGGAGCCCUGGAGGAGCUCGUGCAUAACAAGAAGCUGCAUGGGCUUGUUCUCAAGGAGCUGCAAUCUGCAGGCCGUGCAGGCGGCCUCGCUGGUAUUGAAAUUAUCGAUGGUGUCGUUCUCAGUGAUGAGGAGUGGACGCCUCAAAAUGGUCUCGUCACCGCAGCGCAGAAGCUGAACCGUAAGGGCAUCGUCAAGAAGUACAAGAAGCAGAUCGACAAGGCAUACGGGUCUUAA